Molecule: messenger RNA, 711 nt
Organism: Mauremys mutica (yellowpond turtle)
Lineage: Eukaryota; Metazoa; Chordata; Testudines; Geoemydidae
Product: phosphatidylinositol 4-phosphate 3-kinase C2 domain-containing subunit beta-like
Exons: 6
Coding region: 1-711 (236 amino acids)
Biological process (GO): phosphatidylinositol 3-kinase/protein kinase B signal transduction; phosphatidylinositol-mediated signaling; cell migration
Cellular component (GO): cytoplasm; phosphatidylinositol 3-kinase complex; plasma membrane
Molecular function (GO): 1-phosphatidylinositol-4-phosphate 3-kinase activity; 1-phosphatidylinositol-3-kinase activity
Source: RefSeq, a predicted model, not a curated record
AUGUGCUGGGAGGAUCAGUACUGGGCUCUCACGUCCUCUGGGCAGAGCAUCCCCUUGUCCCCGACCCAGGCACCCUGCAGGAUCCGGGUGUAUCUGGACUAUGAACGGGGGCGGGUGGAGUUUUUCGAUGCUGAUCGAUUUCCCAGCCUCUGCCUUCAACUGACGUUCACGAGCCCACCGGCUGCCGAGUGCAGCCCCAAGUACGAGUUCCACAGCUUGGGCAAAGAGGACCAGUGCAAGCUGAAGGAGGUGAUGCAGAAGGAAUCGCUGUACUGGCUGACGGACACGGACCGGAAGAGACUGUGGGAGAAGCGCUAUUACUGCCACGAGCAGCCUGGAUCGCUGCCUCUGCUGCUCACCAGUGCCCCCAGCUGGGAGUGGGCCUGCCUGCCUGAUAUCUACGCCCUGCUGAAGCAAUGGACUUACAUGAACCACCAGGAUGCCCUCGGGCUCUUGCAUGCAACGUUCCCGGAUCAGGAGGUGCGGAGGACAGCCAUACACUGGAUCGACUCCAUGUCAGAUGCAGAGCUGCUGGAUUACCUGCCGCAGCUGGUGCAGGCCCUGAAGUAUGAGUGCUACCUGGAUAGCCCCUUGGUACGGUUCCUUAUGAAGCGAGCCAUCUGUGACCUGAGAAUCACCCCACUACUUCUUCUGCCUGUGAGGUACAAGCCUCAGCUCCCCGCCCUGGAGUUCCUGAACCGGGGACAGUAG